CGCGGGUCUAUGUUUUAUUCUGUCUUUGCAUUUAUUUCUCUCUCUUGUGUUUCUUUUAGUUUAAAUUUGACUUUCUGUACUAUUGGAACUUAAUCAAUUUUUGCUCUAAAAACCAUAUUCCCCUUCUUUCGCUUAAUUCGACCGCUCAAUUCAACAUAAUCGUCGGCCUCCUAUCAUGCAGAGCGCUCACUCCUAUCAUACAGAGUGCUCCGCGCUGUUGCCGCCACUUGUCCUGUGCGUCAAGUCGCCGAUCGAGUGGUGGGCCUUUCGGCCGAUUGGAGCCUCUUCGAGUCGCGGUUCUUCGUCUUCGGGUUGACUCUUCAUGCUCGAGAUGGUUUUGGCUUUUCGACGGCGUGCCAGAUGGCUCGCUUAUGGAGUCAUCCAUAACUUUAUAUACUAGCACAUGUCCAAUGCAUAUUUAUUUUAGCACAUGUGUCAAUACAUUAUUUGUGAAUAACUAUGGAUGAGUUCGAGUCAUUUUGACUCCAUAGCAAAACCACAAAUUUAUCUCAUAAAUUUCUUUGUACAACUUUUGAAAUAACUUUUCAAUUAAUUUUAUCAAAUAUUUUUAUAAUAAUAACUAAUUUUUCUGUCAUAAUUUAUAAGCUAUCAGCUACAAAACUGAAAAUUCUCGGUCUUUCUAAUCUCCACACGAGGAAAUUGUCCACUCGAGAAAAUAGAAUUCACGUUUUCUUGUUUGGAUUUAUGACGUCAUAGGAGACAAACUGAAAAGGAAAAUAAUAAUAAAAUCGGAGAUAAAGAAUUUUUGUAGCCAAUUGCAAUGGCCACCACACAUCUUCCCGCCACCAUUCUGCGGCCACCAACCCGCCGCCGCCACUUGACCACCGCCGCAACCUCCUCCUUCACUCCGUCACCAAAUUACUUGCAUAAAACCAAAUUUCUGGCAUAUAGAAUCUCAGAAUGCAAAAAUCCCAAGUGCGCGGUCAGGCUAAGAAGCGUAGCUCAAGAGGAGAGCCCAACAGAAACUAGCGCCGCCGCCACGGAUGUCGGCCUUCGAUUGGUUGAUUUCCUGUACGAGGAUCUUCCCCAUCUAUUCGAUGAUCGUGGGAUCGAUCGGAUGGCUUACGAUGAGCGCGUGAAGUUCAGGGACCCGAUUACGAAGCACGACACCGUAAGUGGGUACCUCUUUAACAUCGCCAUGUUGAGGAAGCUCUUCAGCCCUGAUUUCCAGCUGCACUGGGUUAAACAGACAGGACCAUACGAGAUAACUACACGGUGGACUAUGGUGAUGAAGUUCAUCCUCUUACCUUGGAAUCCCGAGUUAGUCUUCACAGGCACUUCUGUUAUGGGCAUUAAUCCUGAAACUAUGAAGUUUUGCAGCCAUGUGGAUUAUUGGGAUUCCAUUGAGAACAAUGACUAUUUUUCAGUGGAAGGCUUGCUUGAUGUCUUAAAGCAGCUGCGCUUUUACAAGACUCCUGACCUGGAAACACCCAAAUAUCAAAUACUGAAAAGAACUGCAAAUUAUGAGACAGUAACUUUACAGAAAAAUGGUUAUAUUGCUGCGGAUUACAUUGCACCAAGUGUCAGAAAGUAUGACCCUUUCAUCGUCGUCGAAACAAAUGGCGAUAAGCUGUCUGGUUCUAGCGGCUUCAACGCAGUGGCUGGGUAUAUAUUCGGGAAGAAUUCUGCAGCAGAGAAAAUAGCAAUGACCACACCGGUAUUUACAGAAGCAUUCGACCCUGAAAUCUCCAAGGUGUCGAUUCAGAUAGUUAUUCCACCAGAAAAGGAUAUCAACAGCUUACCAGCACCAGACAGAACAGAAAUAAGAUUGAGAAAAGUGAAAGGAGGUGUAGCAGCAGUAUACAAAUUCAGCGGGAGACCAGCUGAGGAAGUUGUUCGGGAGAUGGAAAAGGCUCUGAGGUCUAAUCUUGAAAGGGAUGGCCUGAAAGCUAAAGCCGGUUGUCUGUUAGCUCGAUACAAUGAUCCUGGGAGGACUUGGAGCUUUACAAUGUUAAGCUUUAGGAUUUCCCCGUCCUUGCAGACUCCUGACAUGCAAAUUGCCACCAUCGGUCAUCAGCAUAGUCAGGUCGUUCAAGGGCCCUAA
Striga asiatica is the source of this 2065-nucleotide messenger RNA. The record is from the annotation of a GenBank genome assembly. NCBI's taxonomy places the organism in Eukaryota, Viridiplantae, Streptophyta, Magnoliopsida, Lamiales, Orobanchaceae.